AUGGGCUUUAUUGAGUUCCACCGUGGCAAGCUCUGCGUGGGCAUACGCAGAGCCGACUCCCUCAGAGUUUGGGCCAAGCCGCAGUUUGAGGACGGUGGCGCAAUCGUUCAGGACGACGACGACACCAUUGUACCAGACCUCUUCAAGUUCAAGGUGCUGGAGGGGCAACGCCGUGAGCCCAUGCUGUCAGAGGUCAUCUGGCUUCCUCACUUCAAUCCUCUCUACUUCGAUGCGGACGACAAGAAGUCAAGAGAAAAGAAGCAAAUGCAAUUCAUCGGGGAUGCAUGGAAGUAUCUCGAUGAGAAUGAUCCAGAGGAGGUUCGUCGGAUGGAGCAGGAGCUGGAGCAGCCUGAAUAUCGCAAGUGGCAGACUUGGUUUGAUGAGGCAAAGGUCUUCAAGCGAAGGCAACUGAGGAACAGACAGGGCAGGAGGAACAGACGCGUUCAACAAGCUCAAGAUAUUGCACAAGUGGUUGGCGGAGGGGCGGACGAGAUCGAGGUCAAUUCUGACAGCUCUGGCGUAGACUCUACUUUCGGGGAUGACACGGCACCUGUGCGUGCGAGGAAGAAACGCACGCGGGGAGUGAGUGCGGAUAUGCCACCACCAUCUCUCUCCAACGGACGCAGAGGCGGCGGAGAUGAUUCAAGUGGGCCAGCAAAGAAGCGUGCUAAGCCCAAGCCGAAGCCGAAAAAGGGCAAGAACCCUGCAGGCCACGAUGGUGGCGACGACAACGAACCUCUCGUUUCUGGAGGACUGCCGCCAGGGAUUCAUCACUUCGCGAACACUGGCCGCGAUUUCAUGAUGGAAGGAGUAGAGGAAUUUAGCUCCGCAUCUGGCGAGCAUUCAAACAACGGAGUUGGAUUGCGGUCGUGGCAAUCGUCUGGACAGCCCACUCCAGAUGUAGAGUUCGACUUCAAUGAUCUGACUAACUUCAUGGACUUCUCUACUCCGGAGGCUCCUCAGAGCCGCGCCCAUACUCCAUCGGGCAACACUGGCAGUAAGCUGUUCGUGACGCCUAUCCAGACGCUUGGGACGUCCGGCCAUCAGAGUGCAUCGCCCUCUCGGGGCCCACGGUCUACGAUUAGUUCCCACUCCAACCAUAGCAACGGUCUUUCUGGCUAUGGAGCUCGCCUAAACCCUCAGGGAACAGCCUCGCGAAGCAGUCCCAGCAACAAAAACAGGCCCAACGGCCACUUGCAGUCUCCCGCUCGCCACUUCCAGCGUGCAGGCUCAAUGAUGAGCGACGUUGAUCGCAGAAAUUGUGGCAUGACGGAUGCUGAUGCGAUGGAACGUGCAGUGAAAGCUUCCAAGGAUCACGACGAGUUGAUCCGUCGCCAAAGACUUGAGAGCCUUGCACGAGCCGAGCAGCAACAGACAGCCAACCAGGAUCCGCCUCUUGACGAACAUCAAGCUCAAGAGGCAGUAUCGCACCCAGAGCGCGAAGCUGAGUCACAGCCACCCGGCCAAGAACCAACUGUUGGCAGUAGCCAACCCGAGGCAGCACAGCAAACGGAGCGCGAAGCUGAUCAGCAGCAACCCAAUCAAAAUCCGCCUGCUGGCGACAAUGAAGCCGAAGCAGCACAGCCCGAAGUGCAAGAACCUCCAGCUGGACCAGAAGAGCCAAAUGCGGCCGCUGCUGAUGAAUCCGACGAUGAGGACUUGACCGGAGACGACUGA
Messenger RNA from Cercospora beticola, 1677 nucleotides. RefSeq lists its product as uncharacterized. The record is from RefSeq and is a predicted model, not a curated record. NCBI's taxonomy places the organism in Eukaryota, Fungi, Ascomycota, Dothideomycetes, Mycosphaerellales, Mycosphaerellaceae.